AUGCUCGGCCUCCUCAGCGUUUCUGCCUCGCAAGGCGACGAAGGAAACCAUCCUUUACCGCUGAGGCUGAGUCUUCGUCGCACCAAACCUAAUCUGACUCGAGCGACAACCACCAAGACCGCAUCCAUCAAAAUCCACACCUCGCCCAUCGAGGAGGUUCAACCAUCUGUCAUGCCGCCGAACAACACCACUAUCGACUACGAAGAGCUCCAUGGCAUCGACCGGUUCAUCGAUGAACUUCAACGGGGCAACCCGUACGCCUGGUUCCUCGCAAUCGUGUUCAUCGGGCCGUUCUACUUUUGUGUGUUGGCCUUUCUGCUCGCAUACACCAUUAUUAGGUGGCGCAAGGCCCGCGAAAGGAAGCAGACACGGAAGCACGGCGGCAACGACUACUCAGCUCUGUCAGACGGCUAG
This is a messenger RNA of Cyphellophora attinorum, 414 nucleotides long. RefSeq lists its product as uncharacterized. The record is from RefSeq and is a predicted model, not a curated record. The coding region runs from base 1 to 414 and encodes 137 amino acids. NCBI's taxonomy places the organism in Eukaryota, Fungi, Ascomycota, Eurotiomycetes, Chaetothyriales, Cyphellophoraceae. The transcript has 2 exons.